Hevea brasiliensis (rubber tree) is the source of this 1612-nucleotide messenger RNA. RefSeq lists its product as uncharacterized. The record is from RefSeq and is a predicted model, not a curated record. Gene Ontology annotation, molecular function: hydrolase activity, acting on ester bonds. Gene Ontology annotation, cellular component: endoplasmic reticulum membrane. Bases 309 to 1337 code for a protein of 342 amino acids. NCBI's taxonomy places the organism in Eukaryota, Viridiplantae, Streptophyta, Magnoliopsida, Malpighiales, Euphorbiaceae. Gene Ontology annotation, biological process: GPI anchor biosynthetic process. The transcript is spliced from 5 exons.
AUAGUAUUUGAUAUCCGUAGCCCGUUUUUUUACUGAGUCACGCAAUCCUCUCUCUGUCUUCUGUGUCUCUCUCUCUCCCUCUGCCGAGUCCAAGUACUGCUCGACUCGGUUCCAGCUCACGUUCUCCUCUUAUUCGAUUCGAACUCGAACGCGCAGUCACGCUCUUCAUACUGCUCUGUUCUUCUCUUUGUGAUUCCAUGGAACCCUAUCAAUCACAUCCUGUCUCGAACCUCCUUCGUCAGCCGUUGAAUUUAUAGAAAUCUUAAGAACCCUUCUGCGUUGACUUUUGCUAUUUUUCAGUGAAUCGAAUGGCUUGGUAUCAUUGUAUUGUGCUUUCUUUUUCACUCGUCUGUUUAGUGCGUGCUCUUGACGCAAGUGCUGGUGAUGCUGAUCCGAUUUACAAGGCCUGUGUAGAGCAGUGUGAGAAAACUGGAUGUGUGGGAAGGAUAUGCUUCCAACAUUGUAAAUUUUCAUCUGAUGGAAAACCAAUUGAUGGACCAUGGUAUCUUCAAGAGCCACUUUAUCUGCAAUGGAAACAGUGGGACUGUCGCAGUGAUUGUCGAUACCAUUGCAUGGUUGCCAGGGAGGAAGAAAGACAGAAAUUUGGUGAUAAGCCUGUCAAGUAUCAUGGGAAAUGGGCAUUUCGACGUGUUAAUGGAAUUCAGGAACCUGUUUCUGUUGCUCUCUCUGCACUAAAUCUCGCCAUUCAGUUCCAUGGUUGGGUAUCAUUUUUCAUCCUUGUAUACUACAAGCUUCCAAUGAGGCCAAAUAAGAAGACUUAUUAUGAAUAUACUGGCUUGUGGCACAUCUAUGGGAUCCUAUCAAUGAACUCUUGGUUCUGGAGUGCUGUUUUCCACAGUCGAGACGUUGAGUUGACAGAGAAGCUAGAUUAUUCUUCUGCUGUGGCUUUAGUUGGGUUUACCCUAAUUCUAGCAAUCUUGCGAGCUUUCAAUGUGAGAGAUGAGGCUGCAAGGAUCAUGGUUGCGGCUCCUUUGAUUGCAUUUCUUACGACGCAUAUCAUGUAUCUGAACUUCUAUAAUCUUGAUUAUGGCCUGAACAUGAAAGUUUGUGGAGCCAUGGGUGUAGCUCAGCUACUCAUUUGGGCAGUUUGGGCAGGUUUCACUCGACAUCCAUCCCAGUGGAAGUUGUGGGUGGUGGUUGUGGGUGGAGGUCUUGCCAUGCUCUUGGAAAUAUACGACUUCCCACCAUAUCACGGAUUUGUUGAUGCACACGCUCUUUGGCAUGCAAGUACCAUCCCACUUGCGUACCUUUGGUGGAGCUUUGUCAGGGAUGAUGCUGAGUUUAGAACAUCAAGUCUCCUCAAGAAAAACAAGUAGCAUUUCCUCUUCCCAAUUCAUGAAGUAGAGGAUGGAUUGUGUCAAGCACAUUGCAGGCUGUGUGUCGAACAACUGAAGAAGUGUUCUUUUUCCUGUGCAUGCAUUUCCCCUGAUGCUUAAUAUGGCUUGUCCAUUCACCUUGUGUUUCUUAUGAUGGUGAUCUAUUGUUUCCACUGAAAAUUUGGUAUACAUUUCUGUAAUGAAACUCAAAUUUUGGGGUUACUUUUUUUUUUUUCCAUAUAAAGAAACCAGGGCUGGAGAAUUUGAUUUGUAAA